Syngnathoides biaculeatus (alligator pipefish) is the source of this 3306-nucleotide messenger RNA. RefSeq names its product zinc finger protein 239-like. The record is from RefSeq and is a predicted model, not a curated record. Gene Ontology annotation, molecular function: RNA polymerase II cis-regulatory region sequence-specific DNA binding; DNA-binding transcription factor activity. Gene Ontology annotation, biological process: regulation of transcription by RNA polymerase II. NCBI's taxonomy places the organism in Eukaryota, Metazoa, Chordata, Actinopteri, Syngnathiformes, Syngnathidae. Bases 84 to 1160 code for a protein of 358 amino acids. The transcript has 2 exons.
CUGUUUUCCCUUAUCUACUGUUAACUAGCAUAUCGCCCAAAGAUUUUUAAAAAAGAAAGCAAGUUUAGCAAACCUUGACUGAAAUGAACAUUUGUCCUAACAUGUCGCCGUCGCUGCUACUCAAGGCAUUCGUGAACGAACGCCUGGCCACCGCAGCCCAGGAGAUAUUUGACUUUUUGGAGCGAAUCAUCGUCAAAUACGAGGAAGAAGCUUCUUGCUCGCAAAAGGAGAUUAAACGCCUCCGAGGGAUUCGCUUGGAUUUUGUGUCACAACAGAACACAGACUUGUUUCAAUCAGCAGAGCAAAGGGAGGAAAAUUGGGAAAAUUCCCUCGAGCAGCAUUCCCAAGAGUGGGAGUCAAAUGGAACUUCUGGUCAUACUGGACAAGAGCUGAGCCACAUUAAACAGGAAGCCCUCUGGGACGUUCCCCAGGAAGACAGCAGAAUCCCGGAGGAUUCCGAUACCUUGUGCCUGUCUCGGGAGCAAAACAAGCAAGAAAAUGACAGUUUUUUGCAGCUCAGUGCGAGCAAGCCAGAGGAAGCCGAAACUAAACUGUUGCCACCCCCUGUUGCCUCAACAGAACCAUGCCCAUACCAAAAUGGACGGCAAGAUGCAUGUCAAACAGAGCACAGUGCCCUCUUGCCAGAGGCAUCAAUCACACAGGACUUCCGUUGUCAUCUCUGUGAAAAAUCCUUUUCCUUCAAUCACCACCUGGUUAAUCAUGCUUUAAGAAUACAUUGGAGGGAUGCGUGCUGCGCCGUGUGCGGGAAAGCGGGUGAGUCCCCCGGACGUCUCGCCGAGCACAUCCAAUCCCACCGGGGCUCCAAGACGUGCCCGGUGUGCGGCAAGCGCUGCGGUAGCGUCAGCGCGUUGGCCGAGCACAUGACCAGUCACACGGGCGCCAAGCCGCACCGCUGCUACAUGUGCGGCAAGGAGUGCAGCCGUAAGGGUGACCUGAAGAUCCACAUGAGGAUCCACACGGGCGAGAAGCCUUACUGCUGCACGCACUGCGGCAAGAGCUUCACGCACAGCGGCCAUCUCAGGAAGCAUCUGAGGACGCACACGGGCGAGCGCCCGCACACGUGCGGCAUGUGCGGGCGGGGCUUCCUGCAGAGCGCCCACCUCAAACAUCACCUGACCACCCACGUGCGGAUAUCUUGAGGAACUCGCUCACCACUCUUUUUUUCUUAUGCUGUGUUGUCAUGGUAACAGUCAAUUAUAGCAGAACCUCUAAGGGCCAGCGCAGUUUGUUUCUGAAAUAUGGUUCAACUCCGAAUUAAAAUGUCACCUUCAUUUACUUUUCAGGGCAUUUUUAUAGGUCAUCCAAGUGUAAAAUUUAAUUAACAAUCCCUUGUCUCAAAACGUGGAGAAAAUGGAAAUACGAUGAAUCCCCCAAAUUUUGCAAAAAUCCCCAAGUAAUGGGCUCUUUGCACGUAACGCCAUUCCUUGUAGACAAUACAAUUCACCCUUAUCCGGUGUUCUGCGUAAUGAAGCCAUGUUAAUAAUUCCAACUAAACAGUUGAGUAUGAGUCUGAAAUGACACAAUUAGUGGAAGUUACCUUGGAACUCACAACUAAUGGGCUCUUUGCCCGUAACGUCAUAUUUUUUGCAGACUACAAUUUACCCUCAUCCAGUGUUGCGCGUAAUCAAAGCCGUGUUCAUAAUUCCAAGUAAACAGCCGAGUAUGAGUCUGAAAUGACACAAUUAGUGGAAGUUACCGUGGAACUAACAACUAAUGGGCUCUUUGCCCGUAACGUCAUAUUUCUUGCAGACAAUACAAUUUACCCUUAUCCGGUGUUAUGCGUAAUGAAAGCCGUGUUCAUAAUUCCAAGUAAACAGCCAAUUAUGAGUAUAACAUGAAACAAUGGAAGUUACCUUUGCACUAAAAAUGAACUCUAAUGGAUCUGAAGCAGAAAGCCCGGCCACUUCACAUCUCUUGAUUAGACAAAAGUGCCAUGCAGAUUUUAAAAAAAAAAAUGAACUUGCACUUGGAGUAGUGUUGGAUAAUUUCUGCUUUAAUUAUAAAUGGUCUUCCAUCCAUUCACAAAGUUUAUAAAAACAGUGGUGAUGAUGUACAGAUUAGAGACUGUGGCUCUUAAGAACCAUCAGGAAGCAGAACAUGAGGUAGUAGAAAUGAACAUGCUGAGGUUCUUGCUCGGAUUGAGGAGGUUGGAUAGGAUUAGAAACGAGCUCUUUAGAGGGACAGCCAAAGUUGGAUGUUUUGGAGACAAGGUUCGAGAGAGCAGACUUCGAUGGUUUGGACAUGUUCAGAGGCGAGAGAGGGAGUAUAUUGGUAGACGGGUGUUGAGGAUGGAGCUGCCAGGCAAAAGAGCGAGAGGAAGACCAAAGAAAAGGUUCAUGGAUGUUAUGAGGGAGGACAUGAGAACUGUGGGUGUCAGAGAGGAAGAUCCACGAGAUAGGCUUAGAUGGAAAAAGAUGACAUGCAGUGGUGACCCCUAACGGGACAAGCCGAAAGGAAAAGAAGGUCAUCCAGCCAUUCAUUUUCUUCCGCUUAUCCAAGGUCAGGUUGUGGGGGCAGUUGCUUGAGCUGGGAUGCCCAGACUUCCCUCUCCACAGCCACUUCAUCCAGCUCUUCUGGGGGUGGGGGUGAACCCGAGCUGUCCCCACGCCACCUGAGAAACGUAAUCCUUCAAGCAUGUCCUGGGUCAUCCCCGGGGUCUCCUCUCAGUGGAACAUGACCAGAACACCUCACCAGGGAGGCGUCCCGGAGCCAUCCGAAACAGAUACCCGAGCCACCUCAUCUGGAUCCUCUCAAUCUUUCUGACACAACCCACAGCUCGAGACUAUUCUUGGGUUGCAAUCACUUGAUAAUCGCCGCCAUUUCUACAGACAAGCUAGGUGUUGCAGAUGACAUCACCAUGGCAACGUACACGGACCCAUGAGUAAGCGGCGAGCGGUGGAUGUUUUCUGCCUACUUUAAUUCACUCUGUUGUCGCCAAAGCUAGAUAUGUGCAGAAGAUCCAACUCUGUGAAGAUAUCGAUCCGUAUACUCUCCACAACGACGUACUUUCAAAGGAUCUGAAAGUCUUUGCUGAAGUAGAAUAUCGGGACACAAGAAAUACACAUGGUUACCGCUUACAAAAUGAUCAGAACAGACUUUCAAAUAAACAUUUGCCUUGUGUACUCGAGCUAUGUUCAGAUCUCCAAGUCUCAUAUUUGCAAGUCACUUUUGUUGCCGUUUUUUUUGUUAACUCCAUUCUAAUGUCUACUUUAUGCAAUCUAAUGUUUGGAACACGUAAAAAUCGCUUCCCAAUGUCUCUGUUUCUGCGAUUUCCACAUCCGUAGA